UGUUACAGUAAUCUCUCCCUUCACUCUUUACCUUCACUUUUUACUUUUCAACUGACAUCAUGUAUUGUUCCGGUUUUCUUCUUUUAACUUGAAACUGAGCCUCUUUAUAGGAAUCAACAUAUCCAGUCAUUUGUCUAUCCCAAAACUUUCACCAUGCUUGGCCAUCUCUUUCCCGGUGAGCCCUAUUCCACACUGUCCAACACACCUUCCUGGAUCCCAGCUCCCCACCCUCAGCACUUUCAAUUUCGCUCACGUUCUGAGUCUGUAGACUGGAGGCGUCUUGCUGCCCUUGAUGUGGACCGGGUUGCGCGGGAAAUAGAUGUCGGUGUGCUUCAGGAUUUCAUUACAACUGUAACGUUCUGUGAUGUGGUGGGUGAGCGUUGUCCGAACUGCCGUGGGCCUGCUGAUCCUUCUUUGAUCAAACUGCUCCGUAUGUCCCAGCUGAGCACAGAGUACCUGCUCCACUGUCAAGAUUUCCUGGGUUCACAGCUAUCAGGACUGGAGGAGCGUCUGCAGGGGAUGCUCUCUCAGGCCCAGCGAGAGGGAGAACAAAGAGUAGAACUAGAGAAAAAACUGCAAGAAACCAAGGUGGAGAUGCGGCAAAAAAAGAAGUUGAUCUCCACUCAACAGCUCCUCCUGCAGGCCAGCUCUAAUAAUUUUCACAAGUGCCAUUUCUGUGAAAAAUCAUUUGUUAAUUACUCCUACUUACAAGCACAUGUUCAGCGACGACAUCCCGAGGUCACAGAUGCAGAGAGGGAGAAGAAGAGGCAGGUAGAACAGAUGGAGGAUGGGAUAGAAGAGCUGAAAGAGAGACUAAGAGUGACACAGAUGCAGCUACAGGCAGAGAGAGAAAUGGACAGUUUGAGGCAACACCAGGAGCAAGAGAAGCAACUAAGAAGAGAACAGUUAGAGAAAGAAGCUCUGGACAGAUGGAAAGAGGAGGAGAGAAGAAAUUUUCAGCAGGAAAUUGGGGAGCUGAGACAGCUGUUUUUCCAGGAGUCUAAAGAUAUGGCAAGCAAGAACUCAUCCAUAGAGGCUAAACUAAUGGAGUUGCAAAAUAGAGAGGUGGAUGCAUUAAGCAACGUUUACAAGAACAAAAGCUUUCAAGAAGAGAGCAACCAUGAGAAAGAAAGAAGAGAAAACAGAGAGAAAGAGCUAAAAGAGAGAAUGGUCCAGAAGAAAAGAGAAUGGAGGAAAAAGUUUCAGGAAGCACAGGAAAGACACCAGCAGGAGAAAGAGGAGCUGCAGAGUGAGAAUGCCAGGCUUCUGAAGGCCUUGUCUGUGAAGCAGAACGCUGGCUCCAGUCUACAGAAACUCCAACAGCAGGUUCUUUCUCUCUCUUCUCAGCUGAGACAGAGGGACAGACUCAUCAAAUCUCAGGAGGCAAAGAUUAAAAAACUGUCAGCCAUGCCUGUUGCAGUUCCAGUGGUUUCUCAGAAUGCCAAAGAUUCUCCUGAGGAAAAAGAGGAAGAAGAUGGAGAGAGCCUGGAGGACUCAGGAGAAGCCCAGGGGAAGAUUCUAGAGUCAUUCACUGAAAACCCAGAACUGAUGAGAGAGUUUAGAACUAUCGUAGAAGAAUUUCUGGAGGAAAAACUGGAGAAAAUUGGACUGUGGAAGGGUACCAAGGGCAUCUCAAAGCAAACUUUUAAGAGUCUGAGUGCACUGUUGACUGGUCAGCGGCUGCAAAGGUCCAGAGAGCAGCCAGACCUUCAGAGCCUUAGGGACAACCUGGCACAUGAGGUCACCAUGCGUGUGAAAGCCCUACAGAAGAGCCAGGGGAAGUCAGCACCCAGCACUUUGAAACAGAGAGAAAAGAAAAAUUCAACCCCAGUGAAGAACAAAAGGCUUAGAUCCAGCUCAAAGCCAUCCAUUCAAAGGGCCAAGUCUCAGCAGUCACAAGCACUUACUCCAAUACACACCCCACACUCCAGAGCACCUCCUCAGGUUCAGACUCAACCAACACGGCAAAAAAAGAACAGCACACCUCCUUUCAGUUCGGAGGAGGACGAGUCAGUUGAGGACAGCACCUACAUCACCAGCUCUCGGGGCAAGCCCUCCCCCUCAGUGCGACUUGUCCAAUCAGGCUCACUGCUUAACCCAACUGCUGAGCUUGAUUGGUCGGAUAGCGAGGUUUCAGAGGCAUCAGGCUCACCCAAACUCCUCAAAGCUCACAGUCCACAUGGUUCUGUUGUCCAAUCUCUGACAAGAAGCUUGGAAAGACAGCUAAGUAAACCAGUCAAUAAGCCUGUGGGCGGGACUAGAGUUUUGCCACCAGCCUCCAACCCCUCCCCUCGCCCCACCAUUGUAAAGCAGCGAGCGCUAUCUGAUGAGGAGAGUGAUUUGGAGCUGUCUUCCAUAGAGGAGCUCAUAGCUCCCCUAGCAGGUGUGCAGAGGAGUUCAGAGGUGGGGACCUCAGGAACCAGCGCGUCAAACAAAUGCACAUUUUAACUGCAAACCGAACUUCUCACAUAGACUCACAUAAAAUACACAAAACAAAAGCCAUAAUUAAAGGGAUUUAUGCAAUAAGAAAUAAUUGUCCCCACAAAUUGCAGCCAAAUAAUCAGUUAUGACAUGCAGCCAUUACGUGAACUGUAAUGUAUAACCUUAAAGUACUUUGUUUUUGUAAAUGGUUCACUAACUUAAUGAUGCCAAAUGUAGUUCAUAAUGUACUUCAUUUUUAGCAGCCAAUCAAGAACACCAAUUUUUAUUAGUGUAUAUGAGCCAUUUGUUACUGUUACACCAUGUCCUGACCAGACACGUUGCGUUGCGAUUCUAGAAACAAGCAGUUUGUCUGCACACUGAAUGGGACAUGACACAGCACCACUCCGACACUUAAAUGACUAAUAAAAAAAUAAAUCAGAACAUGGCAGAACAGCAAAACAAUUAUGUAAAAAUAAAAAUAAAAAAUAAAACAAAAUCACACACAUCCACAGGGCAAAGAUAUCCUCACAUCCUAAUUUAGUUAAUUGUAAGUUUAUAACAAUUGUUAUUAUUCACACAGUACUACUCUUGUUAUACACUGUUAAGAGAGUGAGACCUAAGCAAAUCAGUUUGACACCCUCAGCCAAAACCAAGUUGUUUUAAACCACUAGUGAGAUGACGGCUUUAAUGUUCUGUUAUGAGAAGGACUUAAGACCAAAGAGAAUUGGUCUAAACACUGCAGAAAUAGAAACCAAUCGAUCGACAGAAUUUUCUGCCACUUGCCGUGGCUGGUUAGGACAAAAACGGAUUAAUAUUGAAAAACUUAAAAAUAUUUAUUGGGUGCUGUGGCAACAUGUCUGGUUAAGACAUGGUGUUAGUUGUUGCAUAAGUAAUG
This is a messenger RNA of Xyrauchen texanus (razorback sucker), 3316 nucleotides long. It is a transcript of the gene dzip1l, whose product is annotated as DAZ interacting zinc finger protein 1-like. NCBI's taxonomy places the organism in Eukaryota, Metazoa, Chordata, Actinopteri, Cypriniformes, Catostomidae. Gene Ontology annotation, cellular component: cytoplasm; ciliary basal body. The record is from RefSeq and is a predicted model, not a curated record. Gene Ontology annotation, biological process: cilium assembly.